UUUGAGUUGAUUAAGAGUAGACAACCAAAGUUUACACCUUUUUUUUCCUCUCAACAAAGAAAAAAACAUCACAUAAUUAAAAAGAGAGAGAAAAUGGAUGGAAAGAGGAAAAUAUAUGUAGCAAUUGUAAUAAUACAAGCCAUAUAUACUGGGAUGUUCUUGCUUUCAAAAGUUGCCUUUGAUGUUGGAAUGAACCCUUUUGUGUUUGUAUUCUAUAGACAAGCUGCUGCUGCUGUCUUCUUAACACCUAUAGCCAUGUUUCUUGAAAGGAAAACAGCACCACCAAUGUCAUUCUUGAUUUGCUUCAAGAUUUUCAUGCUCUCUCUAUGUGGGGUUACAUUGAGCUUGAAUAUUUAUGGAGUGGCACUUAAAUACACUUCAGCAACUUUGGCUGCUGCAACUACUAACAGCCUUCCAGUUACUACUUUUCUCCUUGCAAUUUUACUUAGGAUGGAGAGUGUGAAAAUGAGGACAUGGGGAGGGAUAGCAAAGGUUAUGGGCAUAGUGUUUUGUGCAGGAGGAGCAUUAACAAUAGCAUUUUUUAAGGGUCCAACAAUGAAACUUUUGAUGCAUCAUCAUCUAUUUAGCUAUCAUGGUCAAGUGCAAAACAGUGCUGCUUCUGGCAAUACAUGGAUCAAAGGUGUCUUCCUUAUGUUACUUGCUAAUGCAUUAUGGGCUACUUGGCUUGUCAUGCAGAACCAAGUUCUCAAGAGUUACCCAUCAAAGCUACUAUGUACAACUCUACAAUGCUUCAUGAGUAGUAUUCAAUCAUUUGUUUUUGCCAUAGCUUUAGCAAGAGAUCCUUCUGAGUGGAGACUUGGAUGGAAUGUUAGACUCCUCUCUGUUGCCUAUUGUGGAAUAGUUGUGACUGGAGUUACAUUUUAUUUACAAGCUUGGGUUGUUGAAAAGAAAGGUCCAGUUUAUAUGGCCAUGACUACACCUUUGGCCUUAAUUUUUACAAUUGCUGCUUCUGCUGUGCUUUUUGGAGAGAUCAUUAGUUUGGGAAGCAUUUUAGGAGGGAUAUUGUUGGUUGGUGGUCUAUACUGUGUACUUUGGGGGAAAUCUAAAGAACAAAAUAUGAAAACUUCAAAUAUUGAAGAUAUUGAAAAGGCAGAGAAUGGAUCAAAGGAAGAAUCAAUCUUGGAGAAACAAUCCUCAACACCAAAUGCAAGAAUCCAACACGCUUGUUCUCCAACUUAAUUAGAGGUCUCGGAAAUAAAAAAUAAUAAUUAAUGUAUGUUCACCGAUGAAAAUAACUUAUUAUUCGUAUAAAAUAAUUAUUGUUCGUGUAUCGUAUGUGUCUCACAUGCAAGAAAGAAUCCUUUUGGCAAGGAGGGAUUUAGGAGCUUCAAUCUCAUUGUGUACAAUUAGCAUAGUGUUUAGGAUAAUUCAUGAUCAGAUACUAAUUGAGUUUUAUGUUGUAUGUGGGAACUAGCUAUUAUUAAUGCGACUAUUAAUAAAGGUUAGUAG
Solanum stenotomum is the source of this 1470-nucleotide messenger RNA. RefSeq names its product WAT1-related protein At5g64700. NCBI's taxonomy places the organism in Eukaryota, Viridiplantae, Streptophyta, Magnoliopsida, Solanales, Solanaceae. Gene Ontology annotation, molecular function: transmembrane transporter activity. The record is from RefSeq and is a predicted model, not a curated record. The transcript is spliced from 7 exons. The coding region runs from base 94 to 1200 and encodes 368 amino acids. Gene Ontology annotation, cellular component: plasma membrane.